CAAUUAGUGGUUUCAGGUAAUACACUGGUACAGUAACAGCUCUGGGACAAAAAGCACUUUGAAAGAGAAAGUUUCAAACUGUUAGAGAUGACAAUGACAGUCCACCACAUCUUUGCAAUAACAUUCAUGUUGUUUCCACAUUCAUUCAGAGAAAAGCACAUGAAGACACCAAAGUCGAAAGAACGAUUUCACAACUCGGGAAAUGGGACCAUCCAUGAAUAAUGCAUUAGUCUUUAUUAUGGCUAAAGUUAGCAGCUGAUGUUACUGAUAUUUUACACUUUCGCUGAAUGUUAGUUUAUAUUAUGGCUAAAAUUAGCAGCUAAAGGCUAAUUUUACCUGGACCCAGAUAUUCGAAUAUUCGCUUGUAGGGUAUAUAAUCGAAUUUCAAUUUUGGGAUUUGAUUUUUUUAAAAUAUUUUUUUUACACUGACAUGCGCCGAACGUCUCGCUUCAGUUCACCUCAAAGAGAGGACAACAUGCCAAAGUCCUCAGCUGUGUGGGAGCACUUUAAAUUAAAUGAUGACAAGAUAAAGGCAGUGUGAAACUGGCCUACCAUGGUAGCACAACAAGCUUGAAAAAUCACCUCAAUUCUGUAAGUAGUAGGCUAUUAUUUUACAGUCCAAAAAACCGAGACCAUACUUGCUAGCAAGCUUAGCUAAGCUACUAUAAUUUGCUCAGAUGCCAUGAUAAAGCUGCUUUUAUCUACGGCGUGUAAACACCAAUGUAACGUUAAUGUUACACAUGAUAAAACAUGCAAUUACUUUGCUUGGAAAAUAGUUGUAACUGAUCUGAAUAGUUAAAAUAAAACAUAAGGUGUGAUUUGGGAACAUCUGGGGCUAUGGCAGUUAAUCUACUGACAUGUAAACGUAAUAGUCCAGUCUAAUAAUAAGUGGUCCAAUGUCCAUAUGUGCAUCCCCAGGUAUCGCAGCCAUCAACAUCCUCAACCACACCCCGAACUUCACGGCAGAUUCUACAAUUCCAAUAACCAAUAACAGAAAAAAGAGAGAGAAUUAACAGAUGCCAUAGUGGAGUUCAUCGCUAUGGAUAUGAGACCCAUUAAUGUAGUUGAAGGCAAAGGCUUCAGAAAAUUAAUUAAUACCAUGGAGCCAACAUACACUGUCCCAAAAUGCCCCAGUAUUUCACAGGCCCUGUCUCUUACGUACAGCGAUCUACGAGACCAAGUUUUUGCUCUUGUUGAAAACGCAACGGCCUUAAGUUUCACAAUCGACAUUUGGACCUCGGUGAGUAUAGAGGCGUACAUGACUGUCACCUGUCACUUUAUAACUACAGAGUGGGAACUUUCUGGUGUCGUUCUGGAAGUGAGCCAUAUGGGAGGCAACGUUGCACAACAGCUUGGAGUUGCGGCGGACGCCUUCGCUUUUUCAAAUAAUAAGCGAGUAGCUGUUGGUCACGACAAUGCCAGCAAUAUGAAACUGUGUACUGAGACACUCAAGAAAGAAUCGGGCAACGUUCAAGGAGUCUGCUGGCACAGGAAACGGCAGAAGUACUGGGGUCCCUAAUAACACUCUCAGAACUACUGUCACAGGAGGCAAAUGUGUCGUUGUCUGCAACAGUGCCAAUGCUCUUCAACCUGAAGAAACGCCACCUGUCACCAGAGGAGGAUGACAGCCCUGCCAUCGGAAAAUUGAAGAAAACCCUCAUCACAGAGAUCGACAGCAGAUGGUUGUCCGCCUGGCUGAACAUCUGCACCAGCAACAGACCGUUCGGGAGGUGGAAGAGCCAUCAGCAAGUAACGGGAUAAGAGGAGACUGCCACACCACCACCGCCAAAAAAAAAGAAACAGGAGAUUUCUAUGCUGAUGGAGUCAGAGUCCGAAGAGGAAGAAGAACACAGAGACAGUGCAAAGAAAGAGUGGAGCAAUAUUUGAAGGACAGUCUGCCCCAAUUGCAUGGGGGGGUGAGUGAAUGUUAGCCUUUAUUAUGACUAAAGUUAGCAGCUAAUGUUACUGAUAUUUUAUGUCAGCUAUGUAGCUUUCAUCAUGAUCAAAGUUAGCAGCUCAUGUUACUGAUAUUUUACAUGUUAGCUAAACACUAGUCUUUAUGACAACUAAGGUUAGCAGCUAAUAUUGCUGAUAUUUUACAUGUUAGCUGAAUGUUAGCCUUUAUUAUGACUAAAAGUAGCAACCAACACCUCAGGCUCCUGGUAUGCGACUACCUGGACCCUCUGCAGUUUGCACAGCACUGUGAGGAUCAUGUUCUUCGACUUCUCCAGUGCUCCAGGGCUGAGAAGCUCUCUGUGAUGCAGGUGGAUCAGGACCCGGUGGCCUGGAUCACUGACUACCUUACUGACUAGCCGCAGUUUGUCAGGAUGCAUGGCUGCCAGUCAGACAUGUUUAAGAAUGAAAUCCUUUCAUGCAGCGGACUGGUGAGGCUGACUGAUUUCAUUCUUCAGAAAAAAAGGAAGAAAGUGAAAAGAGGAAGGGGCAAAUUUCCUGAAUCUUGAAACUUUCCUUGGUGUGGUCAUACAGAUAUUUUCCUACUUAAUCAACCACCAAACCCACAACUUUUAAUAGCAGCAUCUAAAAAUAAUAAUAUAUUUAGUGUCUUCCCAAAAUCUAUUUUGGUUAGAAAAAAAAUUAUAACAUAAAUUUAGAAUUUAAUUUGCCAAAAUGCUAUCAGAACAAAAUGAAUCCACAAUAUUAAACUUCACAACCCCGACUCCUGGUAGAGGCGGCGGCUGCCCACCAGUUGGUAUACAACUGGAGGGUGUGAUCCUGCCCCCAGUUCUCACCAUUGACGUCAUACUGGGGCUGCUAGGAAACAUAGUUGCCCUGUGGAUCUUCUGCUUUAAACUGAAGGCCUGGAAUCCCAACAACUUAUUCCUCUUCAACCUGGUCAUUGCUGACUUCCUGGCUCUGGUGAGUCUGCCACUGAGGAUCGAUGCCUUGCUCAGGGGCCACUGGGUGUUUGGAGAUGGCAUGUGCCGGAUCAACCUCUUCCUAAUGUUUUCCAACCGCUCAGCCAGCAUCGCACUCAUGACUGUGGUGGCAAUUUACCGCUACUUCAAGGUAGUUCACCCUCACCACAGGUUCAACCGAAUGACCAGUAAGCAGGCUGUGUUUGUGUCACUGGUUGUCUGGCUAUUGGUGAUCAGUCCUCGGGUUCCCAUGCUGGCUUACAACCACAUCAAGUUCAGCGGCAACAACACCCAGUGCUUUUUCUUCACUUCUUACAAAGAGGCGUCGCGGGCCAUCAUCAUCCUGGUCAGCAUGCACCAGAUCCUGACGGUGCUUGAGUUCAUCAUCCCGAUGGCCAUGCUGCUGUUCUGCUCCAUCCGGAUCUCCAGCUUCCUGAAGCAGCGCACGAUGGGAAAAGCAGACAAGGUGCGAAAGGCGAUGCAAGUGUGUGUCGUCAUCGUCGUAGUGUUCAUGGUGUGCUUCCUACCCACCACAGUGACAACCAUCGGGGUGUGGGUCAUCCGCUCGUACCGUCCGUGGGACUGCUCAUCCUUCUAUACUUUCACCCAGCUCACCAUCGUGUCUUUGGGGCUGAACUUCCUAAAUUCGGCCAUGGACCCCAUCGUCUACGUCUUCUCCAGUUCCAUGUUCAGGAAGGCCCUUUGCAACUCGCUACCCCGUGCCCUUCGCUGCGGACAUGAUGCCGAUGAUGGCGAGAACACGACAUCCUCAUCUGGAAGUCAGUCGACCACCCAGCAGGAGCUCAAAUCCCUGAGGACAGAGAGAGGAAGUGAAGCCACAUAAUAAGCUCUUUCUUGAUUAUAAUGACCUGAUCCAGCAACGCUGUCUGAUCCUGUCCUAAUUAC
Micropterus dolomieu (smallmouth bass) is the source of this 3782-nucleotide messenger RNA. Its product is annotated as hydroxycarboxylic acid receptor 2-like. NCBI's taxonomy places the organism in Eukaryota, Metazoa, Chordata, Actinopteri, Centrarchiformes, Centrarchidae. Gene Ontology annotation, cellular component: membrane. The record is from RefSeq and is a predicted model, not a curated record. The transcript has 5 exons. The coding region runs from base 2629 to 3720 and encodes 363 amino acids. Gene Ontology annotation, molecular function: leukotriene receptor activity. Gene Ontology annotation, biological process: G protein-coupled receptor signaling pathway.